This is a messenger RNA of Rotaria sordida, 816 nucleotides long. NCBI's taxonomy places the organism in Eukaryota, Metazoa, Rotifera, Eurotatoria, Philodinida, Philodinidae. The record is from the annotation of a GenBank genome assembly.
AUGCGUCGACCCUUUAUUAUUCAUGCAACAUUUUGUAUACUUUACAUCAAUAUAUUAUUUCAAAAAACUGACGCUGUCAAUAAACGAUUUUAUUCUAGUGGUAUUGCUGAUCUCGUACGAACAGCAUUUAAACGUGGUUUAAGUCGUUUUAUAAAUUAUCAAACAUCUUACAGUUCUGAUGUAUUUCAUUAUACUCAAGCAUUACAACAUGGUUAUGAUGGACUUUUUUCAGGUGAAUCAUGUCGAUUAUCACCAAUGAUAUGUUCACAUGAUGAACAAUGUUGUACACGACGAUGUUUAUGUCGUCGAUGGUUAACCAUGGGUGAAGAACGAUAUGUCAAGAUUAAAAAAAUAUUUGACAAUUUUGGAUUUACACUAAUACGUACAAAACCAAAUUUAUUUAUUAUAAAUGAAAAACGAUUUAAUCGAAUAUUAAAUUUAUUUAAUAUUCAACAAAAUCAUUUACAAUUUAUCAAACCAUAUCAAAUACAAUCUCAUUUGAAAUCUGAUAUGAUUCCUAUUUCAAGUGAUAAUAUUGAAUUUCAUAGAAAAAUGAUAAAAUUAAAUACAUGUUCUACAUUAACUGCUAAUGGUCACGGAAUAUCUAAGAUAAUAUAUUCAUCGAUUAAUUAUGAUAUAGAACAAUUAAAUUAUCGUACAAUAUAUGAAGAUAUAAGUCUAUCAAAAGUAUGUCAAAAUAUAUCUAAUCGAUUUUUAUUUCGACGAGUAAAUAAUCCAAAAUUUUUUGUAUUAAAAUAUCUCAUUAGUUUAAAUUUUUAUGUUAAAUUUAAAGUUUUCAAUUUUUAUUAUAUAUAA